Messenger RNA from Eremomyces bilateralis CBS 781.70, 1843 nucleotides. Its product is annotated as fructose-bisphosphate aldolase. The record is from RefSeq and is a predicted model, not a curated record. The transcript is spliced from 5 exons. Gene Ontology annotation, molecular function: zinc ion binding; fructose-bisphosphate aldolase activity. Lineage: Eukaryota; Fungi; Ascomycota; Dothideomycetes; Eremomycetales; Eremomycetaceae. Gene Ontology annotation, cellular component: cytosol. Gene Ontology annotation, biological process: glycolytic process; gluconeogenesis. The coding region runs from base 412 to 1491 and encodes 359 amino acids.
GUAACAAUGCUUCCGAAUUGAGGAAUUUGUUUUUAUUCCGAAGGUCAUGGAACCCAAGCGUAAGUGAGAUGAGUGAGACGAGUGUAAGGAAAAGCAACGAGCCCCACCUUAGGUUGGUGUAUCAAUCUCAUCAGACCAUCGGGGUCCAGUCUCGUUCUGUUGAACCCCUCGCUGCCGUGACGACGUGGGGCACACAAGGUCACUACCACCACCACCAAGCAUUAUUAUCGCUCGUCUCUCAUAGCCUGACCAUUUGUUCUUUUUCUCUGCUUUUACUUUCAGUUCAUUAACCUUCACAUCGUCAAUCCUGUUCCAACCGAUCAUCCAAUCCAUUGACAUCCUUCAUUGGCAGUAUUCCCUCGCUGAAAGCACCUUGAAUCUCAACAAAGCUUCCCUAUACCUUCAUCCACUAUGGCUACCAGCGUUCUCUCCCGCAAGUCCGGCGUCAUCGUUGGCGAGGAUGUCCGUAAGCUCUUCAAAUAUGCCCAGGAGCAUAACUUCGCCAUCCCAGCUAUCAAUGUGACCUCGUCGUCGACUGUGAUCGCGACACUGGAAGCUGCUCGUGAUGCGAAGUCGCCGAUCAUCAUUCAGGUAUCGCAAGGUGGUGCGGCGUAUUUCUGCGGAAAGGGCGUCCCCAACGGCGACCAAUCUGCCUCCAUCGCGGGCGGCAUCGCAGCAGCGCACUUCGUUCGCAGCGUUGCCCCGACGUACGGUGUUCCCGUCGUCCUGCACACCGAUCACUGCGCCAAGAAGCUUCUCCCGUGGCUCGAUGGCCUGUUGGAUGCCGACGAGGAGUACUUCAAGCAGCAUGGCGAGCCUCUCUACAGCUCGCACAUGAUCGACUUGUCUGAGGAGGAGGUUGAGUGGAACAUUGAGACCACUGCGAAGUACCUCAAGCGCGUCGCGCCAAUGAAGCAAUGGCUCGAGAUGGAAAUCGGCAUCACCGGCGGCGAAGAAGACGGCGUCAACAACGAAUCCGUCGACAACGGCCUCCUGUACACGCAACCCGACGUCGUGUACAAAAUCUUCAAGACCCUCAAUGCCAUCUCCCCCUACUUCUCCAUUGCUGCCGGCUUCGGCAACGUCCACGGUGUCUACAAGCCGGGCAACGUCAAGCUGCGACCCGAGCUCCUCAAGGCUCACCAGGAGGAGACCGUCAAGCAGGAAGGGGGUUCGGAUCCCAAGCCGCUGUUCCUUGUGUUCCACGGUGGCAGUGGUAGUUCGAAGGAAGAGUUCAAGCAAGCGAUCAGCUAUGGUAUCGUCAAGGUGAACUUGGAUACUGAUCUCCAAUGGGCCUACCUUAUCGGCGUCCGGGACUACGUCCUCAAGAAGAAGGACUACCUCAUGACCCAGGUCGGCAACCCCGACGGCGAGGACAAGCCCAACAAGAAGUACUACGACCCGCGUGUCUGGGUCCGCGAGGGCGAGAAGACCAUGGCCUCUCGCAUCACGGAGGCGCUGGCGGACUUCAAUACCGCCGGACAGCUGUAGAUGCGUUCGUUGGGACACCCAGCACGCAUGAGGGAGGAAUUGACGCAUGGUGGAGCGACAUGAAUAUUGCGUGUGGUGAUGCUCGUGGGAGAAUUCAGGGACAUCCAGUCGGUCCCGCGGCUUGUGGAUAUUGUCUCGUAAUUGGCAAAACGACGCUGACGAGUGACCGAUGAGUGGUAAACGACCACCGAGCCCGUGUACGUAGGCCGUAGGUACUACAUAUGAAAAGGAACUAUCAUCGGAAAUCUGAAAUUCAUUUCAAGCGCAAGAUGGAUGUCAUAACACACGAUCCCAAGUGAUGACGGUCAGUGAGCAUAACUAUACAUUCAUGGUAAUACCUAGUUCGUAGCCU